Messenger RNA from Sphaeramia orbicularis (orbiculate cardinalfish), 1477 nucleotides. It is a transcript of the gene ilrun, whose product is annotated as inflammation and lipid regulator with UBA-like and NBR1-like domains. The transcript is spliced from 5 exons. The record is from RefSeq and is a predicted model, not a curated record. Gene Ontology annotation, molecular function: ubiquitin binding. NCBI's taxonomy places the organism in Eukaryota, Metazoa, Chordata, Actinopteri, Kurtiformes, Apogonidae. Gene Ontology annotation, cellular component: phagophore assembly site. Gene Ontology annotation, biological process: macroautophagy. The coding region runs from base 120 to 971 and encodes 283 amino acids.
GUGCCAUGCGCACUGGCGGUUGUUGUUGUUGAGCUGGUUGUUAUGGCUGGACAAGGCCUCGGAAUAAACUGAGAGGACCCCCGCACCACCCCGUCUCAGCUACGGGACUCCCGUCACCCAUGGAGGGCACGGACAUGGACGUGGACGCGGAGCUCAUGCAGAAAUUCAGCUGCAUGGGCACCACGGACAAGGACGUCCUCAUUUCGGAGUUUCAGAGGCUGCUGGGCUUUCAGCUCAACCCAGCCGGUUGCGCCUUCUUCCUGGACAUGACCAACUGGAACCUACAGGCAGCUAUUGGUGCAUAUUAUGACUUUGAAAGUCCCAACGUCAACACGCCAUCCAUGUCCUUUGUUGAAGAUGUGACAAUUGGGGAGGGAGAGUCUGUUCCUCCAGAUACACCCUUCACAAAGACCUGGAGGAUACAAAACACAGGUGCAGAGUCGUGGCCACCUGGGGUUUGUCUCAAAUACAUUGGAGGGGAUCAGUUUGGGCAUGUAAACGCAGUUAUGGUGAAGUCUCUAGACCCCCAGGAAAUAUCAGAUGUCAGUGUCCAGAUGCGAAGUCCCACAAACCCAGGCAUGUACCAGGGCCAAUGGAGGAUGUGCACAGCAACAGGAUUAUUUUAUGGAGAUGUAAUCUGGGUAAUUCUUAGUGUAGAAGUUGGCGGUCUCCUCGGCGUGACCCAGCAGUUAUCCUCCUUCGAGACAGAGUUCAACACCCAACCCCAGCGCAAUGUGCAGGGAGAUUUCAACCCUUUUGCCUCACCACAGAAGAACAAGCACGACGCCACUGACGACAGCUUCAGAGAUCCUGGUGGAGCGUGGGAACGCACACAAGAGCAAAUACAGCAAGAUCAAAAUGGACUGUCUCAUAAUGCUGUAAAUAGGGCGUCAAAUGGUCUUCAAACCAAUCUUUCUGUGGUGACAUAUGGUCAGGGUAUUCACGGACCCUAUCCAUUUGGACAGAGCUAGGAAGACAAAGACCCCCCCAAGGCGGAGGAUGAGCGAAGCACCCUGGGAGUCCUUAAAAAGCAGAGGAGCUAGAGGGGGGGGAGGAACAGUUGUUUUAUAUUGACUCAUGACCACCCUCUCCCCCGACCCGUGGCCCGUUUCCACAGAAACACAAACUACAGUGAGGUGUUGGAUUACAUCCGCUACGAAAAACAUCCCACCUGACAUCGACACCCGGAUUCGCAUGUGUGAAUGCUUCAUUUAAGAGUGCUAUAAACCCUUAAAAAUAGAUACACAUCAUUCUUUUUUGUUUCCACUGCAAAACACACCCCUACUUAAAGGGAAAAUCAACCCUAAACAAUUUACAUACGACUUGUUGAUCCACGCUGGGGGGGGGGGUUUGAAUAAUAACGCAAGUGAGAAUGUCUCACCAGGGUUCCUACACAGGUGCAAAGUGUUUGAAGUGUCAUGACAACAUAAAAUACUGUUUACAGUUGAGUUUUUUUUUAGGCCUUCAAAGCAAUUGU